ACCACUUGUUGAAUCAUGAACAUGAGUUGCAUGUAGUCUUUUGUUUGGCGCAUCAAUUGUUCUCCACUGCUCAUUCUGUUUCAUUCGUUCUCUUCUCAUUCGCUUUGGGUCCAGCGGCUUGACCGCUCCCUUCUUCCACGAUGAGGUCUAUCGCACUUCGUCUGUUUGCGUUUGUAGCCCUGAUUGUUCUGGCCGCGGCUUGGACUAAAGAAGAUUAUGAAAUCUUCCGUAUCAAUGACGAACUCGCCGCUGCAGAAGGUCCCAAUGUGACAUUCUACGAUUUUCUCGGCGCCAAACCCAACGCCAACCAAGAUGAAUUGAGCAAGGCCUACCGUCAGAAGUCCCGACUUCUGCAUCCCGAUAAAGUCAAGCGGUCCUUCAUCGCCAACAGCUCCAAGGACAAGUCUCGCUCCAAGUCCUCCAAGUCCGGUGUCCAUGUCAACAAUGGUCCUUCGAAGCGCGAAAUCGCCGCGGCCGUGAAGGAGGCUCAUGAGCGCUCCGCUCGCCUCAACACCGUCGCCAAUAUCCUCCGUGGCCCGGGUCGCGAGCGCUACGACCAUUUCCUGAAGAAUGGUUUCCCCAAGUGGAAGGGAACUGGUUACUACUAUUCGCGAUUCCGUCCUGGUCUGGGAUCCGUGCUUAUUGGCUUGUUUCUGGUCUUUGGUGGUGGUGCGCACUACGCUGCUUUGGUGCUGGGCUGGAAGCGCCAGCGGGAAUUCGUCGAUCGUUACAUCCGUCAGGCGAGAAGAGCUGCCUGGGGUGAUGAGUCUGGUGUCCGGGGUAUCCCCGGUCUUGAUGGUGCCUCAGCUCCUGCCCCAACUCCGGCUCCGGCUCCGGAGCCCGAACAGAGUGCUAUGCCUAUGAACCGUCGCCAAAAGCGCAUGAUGGACAGGGAGAACCGCAAGGAGGGCAAGAAAGGUGGCCGGGCGACAUCUCGGAACUCUGGAACGGCCACGCCCACUUCCGAGCCUCAGACGGAGCCCACUGGGGAGCGGAAGAAGGUGAUUGCUGAGAAUGGGAAGGUACUGAUUGUCGACUCUCUUGGAAAUGUGUUCCUGGAGGAGGAAACAGAAGAUGGCGAGCGUCAGGAAUUCUUGCUCGACGUCGAUGAGAUUCAGCGUCCGACAAUUCGUGACACGAUGGUCUUCCGCUUGCCGGGCUGGGUUUACUCUAAGACGGUUGGCAGGUUGCUCACUUCAAAUGCCGUGGAUAGCGGUGAUGAGUCAGAGGAGGAGCUUUCCGAAGUCGUGGAGGAGUCGACUGAAGGCACCGCCAGCUCUGCGAGACCUUCCAAGGCAAGGAGGCGGGGAAAGCGGUCUCAGAGAUCGUAAAGAAUCCGACAUAGAUAGCGAAACCCGCUUACUUGGUAAGCGGUAUUCUCUGUGGUUCGAUGCUUUUCCCCUCAAAAAGCUUACGAACAAUUCUUGCCAUUGCAUGUGUACAAAUAGUGUUUGGUGUCUAAAAAAAUAUUUUUGAAGGCCAGAAGGCCGUGGGGACGUUUCAUUGGAAU
This is a messenger RNA of Aspergillus costaricaensis CBS 115574, 1510 nucleotides long. Its product is annotated as putative endoplasmic reticulum DnaJ domain protein Erj5. Gene Ontology annotation, cellular component: endomembrane system. Bases 141 to 1331 code for a protein of 396 amino acids. NCBI's taxonomy places the organism in Eukaryota, Fungi, Ascomycota, Eurotiomycetes, Eurotiales, Aspergillaceae. The record is from RefSeq and is a predicted model, not a curated record. The transcript is spliced from 3 exons.